Molecule: messenger RNA, 1848 nt
Organism: Rhodofomes roseus
Lineage: Eukaryota; Fungi; Basidiomycota; Agaricomycetes; Polyporales; Fomitopsidaceae
Product: alpha/beta-hydrolase
Exons: 13
Coding region: 1-1848 (615 amino acids)
Biological process (GO): apoptotic process; proteolysis
Cellular component (GO): trans-Golgi network
Molecular function (GO): serine-type carboxypeptidase activity
Source: RefSeq, a predicted model, not a curated record
AUGUUCCACGCGUCACCUCUCAGACUGCUCUGGGCACUCCUGCCACUCUGGCUCACCUCGCACAGUGAUGCGGCUCCUACAGACGUACCGUCGGCUGCUUCGUUCUAUGUGCACAACCUACCCGACCUGCACCAGAAUGCGGACCACCCGUUGCGCAUAUUCUCAGGACACCUACCGUCCGACCCCAAUGCCACAGAUACACCGGAUACGGAGGUCACCGCACAUCUGUUCUUUCUCAUGAUCAAGAACAGACGAAUGGCGGACAAGGAACGGCUCAUGUUCUGGUUCAAUGGUGGACCUGGAUGCUCAUCCUUCGACGGCUUGAUGAUGGAAGUUGGUCCCUGGCGAUUAGACGGCAAAGGUGGCCUGAACGUCAUUGAAGGAGGCUGGGAAGAAUACACGACCAUGGUUUACGUCGAUCAACCUGCAGGGGCCGGUUUCUCGUAUACUUCGUCGGACCAGUACCUGCACGAGCUCACCGACGCGGCUGCGCACAUAGUAGAGUUUCUAAAGAACUUCUACAACGCGUUCCCUGAAUAUAAGGAUGUUGACACGUAUCUAGCAGGCGAGAGCUUUGCCGGCCAGUACAUACCAUAUUUUGCGGACGCAAUCCUGAAUUCGACACUAAACAUCCCAUUACGCGGAGCGGCAAUUGGGAACGGCUGGAUAGAUGGACGUCACCAGUACCCGUCCUUCCUCCAGUAUGCAGUAAAGCAUGGCCUAAUUGAAGAAAAGUCCGAGGAAUGGAAACACGGGAAGGAAGCGACGGACAACUGCAUGAAGGAGAUGGACAAGCACAAGGACUUCGAGCCCGUCAAGGUGAACAUCUGUGAGGGUGUCAUGCACGAAGUCAUCAAGAGCAAGUCGCGGACUGUGAACGGCAAACAGAUGUGUGUGAACAUCUAUGAUGUUCGGCUCGAGGAUGAGUCUCCCGCGUGCGGUAUGAACUGGCCCCCAGACUUGAAGCACAUGUACACCUACCUCCAGCGCCCCGAGGUAGUCCGCGCCAUUCAUGCGUCCGCCGCAUCACAAACGUGGACAGAAUGCAGAGGGUCGAUCCACCAUGCAUUCAGUACUGCCAAGUCUCCGUCAGCCAUCACGGUCAUUCCAAGAGUACUUUCAAAGAUCCCGAUGCUGCUCUUUGCCGGCGACCAGGAUCUCAUCUGCAACUAUGUUGGGAUUGAGAAUCUCAUCCAGGCCAUGGCCUGGAACGGUGCUACUGGACUAGGGACUGUCAAGACACAGCCGUGGUCAGUCAACGGCACACCCGCUGGUACCUGGGUCUCAUCACGAAACCUCACGUAUGCCAAGAUCUUUAAUGCCUCACAUAUGGUCGGAUUCGACGUACCCCACAUCACGCACGACAUGGUUCUACGCUUUAUGGGCGUAAACUUCAGUAUGAUUCUCGACGGCUCCGCGAGGAUUCCGAGUGCUGUCGGUGACGACAGCAAGCCUAUCCCCGAACUGCUGAACAUGAUCCCUACUGCGUCGCCGACGCCCACGGAGACCCCAGAGCAGGACAAGGCUAGGUGGGAAGCGUACUACAACGCAGGCUCUGCUGCGAUGGUCCUCGCUAUCAUCUCUAUCUUCAUAGGCGGCUUCAUCUGGUGGCGCUACCGCCGGAGUCGGCUGCGAGGGCUGCCCGUCACGAGGGAAGACUCGACUGCUGAAGAAAAUAUACCGCUCGCAGCGAGUAUGACGGAGGCGAACGGGCAUGGCGAUGAGGACGAAGUGCCUUACAAGCAGGCGAAGGGCAAGGAGCGGGCACAGGACCUCCCGAGCGAGGAAGCGAUAUUUAGCAUAGUGGGCGACGAUGAGGAUUUGAGAACGCCUAGGACAGGGCAAUGA